Quercus robur (English oak) is the source of this 983-nucleotide messenger RNA. Its product is annotated as beta-galactosidase 7-like. The record is from RefSeq and is a predicted model, not a curated record. Gene Ontology annotation, cellular component: cell wall; vacuole. Gene Ontology annotation, biological process: carbohydrate metabolic process. Gene Ontology annotation, molecular function: beta-galactosidase activity. The transcript is spliced from 6 exons. The coding region runs from base 301 to 681 and encodes 126 amino acids. NCBI's taxonomy places the organism in Eukaryota, Viridiplantae, Streptophyta, Magnoliopsida, Fagales, Fagaceae.
UUUCUCAUUCAGCCACCCCAUCCUCUCUCUCUCUCUCUCCCUCUCUCUCUCUUCACACACAGCCUCCAUCACUCCAUCUCACACUCUCAGAUCAGAUCACGCACUCAACGUCUCUCACUCUCACGUCUCAAGAUCUCUCACUCUCUACGACGCCAAUUGUCGCCGCCGCCGAGCUCCGAUUCACAAUUCUCUUGUUUUUUCUGCUCUUCGUCUCUUUAUCUCACUCCUUCUACCUUCCUGGCGUUGCUCCUAGUGAUUUCUAAAUAUGAUUUCAGUGGAAGACGUGAUUUAGUAAAAUUCAUGAAGGAAAUUCAUGCACACGGUUUAUAUGCAUGCCCUAGGAUUGGACCCUUCAUUGAGAGCGAAUUGUCUUAUGGGGGUCUGCCAUUGUGGUUACAUGACAUUCCAGGCAUUGUCUACCGUUCUGAUAAUGAACCAUUCAAGCUACCUCAGAUGCAGCACAAGGUACAGUCAGCCAGACAGCGUGAGUAUGAUGGAGCACAUACAAGAUAUCUUGAGCCUUUAAGCCCCAACUCCCUCUCCCUCCUUAAUCAUCUCCGACUUUAUAUCCCUGAGGCCGAAGGUUUCAUCGGCACUUUUCUUCAAUUACAACACCUCGAUGGGACUGCCAUAUCGGGUUUUGGUAGAUACCAACUUCAUCAAUUUCUCUAUCCAGAAUAAACUGGACUUGGAGAAGGGAAUGAUGGACUGCCUAUAUGCAAAAUGUGAGUUUAGAAUCACUGGUUUCUUCAAUUUAAUGUGAAUAUUAAUUUGCUGCAAGAAUUGUUGUGCCGUGUUGAUGAGGUAUCCUAAGUUCAACAUAGUUGUUAAUGUGGUUUUAUAACAAGCAUUGAGUGCCAUGUAUCAUUGGCAAACACUUAAAUAUGUGUUGGUUGCUUAAUGAUAUUUAUCAAAAUAUUACUCUUGGUUGUGUGGAUGUCCAUAAGAAUGCUUAAGGAAUAAAAUGAGGAUCUUUUUUUAAA